Molecule: messenger RNA, 5655 nt
Organism: Strongylocentrotus purpuratus (purple sea urchin)
Lineage: Eukaryota; Metazoa; Echinodermata; Echinoidea; Camarodonta; Strongylocentrotidae
Gene: hmgcs1
Product: hydroxymethylglutaryl-CoA synthase, cytoplasmic
Exons: 10
Coding region: 153-1640 (495 amino acids)
Biological process (GO): acetyl-CoA metabolic process
Molecular function (GO): hydroxymethylglutaryl-CoA synthase activity
Source: RefSeq, a predicted model, not a curated record
UCAUAAACGUGUGUGGAUCGAGGUGAAUGUACGAGACCCCUACUACAAAAUUAUCCCAGCUGACUCGACUCUGAUCUGCAAAGUAAUCAUUCUGAUUCUAGAGACGAUUUUGGAUCUUCUUAGCUAUAAUUUCCACAACCUUAACACUCAACAUGCCUGGAUUCCAGAGAAUGACCAGCCCCUCAGGCCACUGGCCAGAUAACGUCGGCAUCGCCGCCCUUGAGAUCUACUUCCCCUCUCAGUAUGUGGACCAGACUGAGCUGGAGACGUUUGAUGGGGCCUCGGCGGGCAAGUACACCAUCGGUCUUGGGCAAGGCAAGAUGGGGUUCUGCUCCGAUCGGGAGGACAUCAACUCCCUCUGUUUGACGGUCGUUCAGAACCUGAUGGAGAAUAACCAGAUUCCAUUUGAUGCCAUUGGAAGACUAGAGGUUGGUACCGAGACGAUUAUCGACAAGUCCAAGAGCGUCAAGACGGUGCUGAUGCAGCUGUUUGAAGAUUCUGGUAACACAGACCUGGAAGGAAUCGAUACCACCAAUGCUUGUUAUGGAGGCACCGCCGCACUCUUCAAUGCACUCUCAUGGGUAGAGUCCAGUGCUUGGGAUGGUCGUUAUGCCCUCGUUGUUGCAGGUGACAUUGCCGUCUACGCCACUGGCAAUGCUAGACCAACAGGGGGCGCCGGAGCUGUCGCCAUGCUGGUCGGUCCACAUGCUCCGCUGGUUAUUGAAAGAGGUCUUCGAAGCACACACAUGCAGCAUGUGUACGACUUCUACAAGCCUGACAUGUCUUCAGAAUACCCACGUGUGGAUGGGAAGCUCUCCAUCCAGUGCUACCUCGGUGCCCUAGACAAAUGCUACGAGCGUUACAUCGCAAAGGCAGAGGCUGCACUGCAGAAGGUCGGUGAAGCAGGCAGGAUCACGGUAGAUUCCUUCGAUGGGAUGUGCUUCCAUUCCCCCUUCUGCAAGCUGGUCCAGAAGUCUCUGGCCAGGCUCGUACUCAACGACUUCCUCCACGAUCCUUCACCGGACACCUCAGAGGGCAGCAGAUAUGCCAGCGUAGAAGCCUUCAGGGAUGUGAAAUUAAAAGACACCUUCUUUGACAAGAACGUCGAGAAGGCAUUCAUGACUGCAAGCAAGGAGGUGUAUCAACAGAAGACUCACCCGUCCCUCCGUCUAGCUAACCAAGUAGGCAAUAUGUACACCCCCUCUCUCUACGGUGGACUGGUCUCUUACAUAGCAAGUGUACCUCUCGACGAAUUGCCGAACAAGCGUAUCGCCCUCUUCUCCUACGGUUCUGGCAUGGCCUCGUCGCUCUACUCGAUACGUGUGGUCAAGGAUGCCAGCCCUGGCUCUCCCCUGGCCAAGGUGAGGAACAGCCUCAACGACCUGGAGGCUAGGCUGGAGAGUAGACGAUGUGUCAAACCAGGAGUCUUUGCAGAUACCAUGAAGCUCAGGGAGGACACACAUCAUUUAGCUAAAUACACACCCCAGGGUAGUAUAGAGGACCUGUUCCCCGGCACGUGGUACCUGACCUACGUAGACGAGAUGCAGCGAAGACAGUACAACCGUAGCUCGGUGUCGCAGCAGCAGGCUGUAGAUAGCCAACAGAUCAUCCAGGUAAUACAGCCAAUCGACUCUUCCUAGGGCUUGGCAAAUCCAAGGAGACGUUAAAGGAGUCUAAAUCGGUGGAAGACAUGGAGACAGCUGAGCAGGUCACUGUAAGCUAGGUCCAAACUCCUGGUCAACAAGGCUAAACCCCGUUGCUAGGGAGAUAUGACGGUAUUUCAAAGAAUAUCUGAUCCAAUCCUGGCAACAAGCCUGUAAAUCGUCUUACGUAUUAGUUGUUGGAGCCCCCGGGGUAUCGGGUAGUAAAAGAGAACAAAAUUUGCGAAAAUAUCUGGCUCUUAUUUCAGAUGGACGUUGUCAUUUUGAUUUCACAAGAUUCAGGCAUCGUGAUUAUGCAAUAACGAUUAUCAAGGAGAGAAAGAUUCAUUAGGUUCAGUCGUCAUUAAUCACCCACCCUUGCACAUAUUUUUUCUACACUUUAGAACUGCCAGAUGUUUGUUUCGUAAUGCGCAAGAUUAUUUCAUAUUUUGCCUCAUCAGUAUUAUGCAAGGCCACAGUACAAAGAAUUCCUAUUUAUCCUAUGAUAUGGCUGUGGAUUACAUUUGUCGCAAAGUGAGCUUUAAAUUAUAUGUAUAUAUGCACUAGCGUGGAGGCUACCCAAAUCACAUGAUGAUUGUAAUAAUAGUCACGUGUACGGCGCUUAAUGCUACGUUUUUAAACGCUAUACAUUGUAAUUAUCAUUACCCUGGUCAUUGGAUGCAAUUGCUAAUUCGCCCAUGAUAGUGUGCAUGCCCCGCUCCCUGGGGAGUAUGAUUGGGGGUUAUUCAAUGUAAUGGGGCACCUCUGUAUAUGAGUAAGAAGAUAGGGAGAGAAUGAUGGAUGUAGCAAUUCACCCUUAUUGCACCCUCUAAAGAUGGAAUUAAAAGUAAGAGGAGACUCUCUCUAAUGCUUUUGAUUUAUUGUGUAAUUCACCCUUAGAAAGGAUCGUCCAUAGGCUAUAAGCCUGAAAGGCUGGAUUUCAAUAUGAGGCUGUGAUUGUGUGUUUAUGAUGAUAAAAUCAUAUAGUAUGAAAAAAACAUGUACAUUCUAUAAAAUAUAAAAGCUUUAAAAUAUGUAAUUGUGAGGUGCUGGUGAGUGUACACAACAAGUGUGAUGAACCUUGAUUUAGAAGGAGUUUGAUUUUGUAAAAAGAAAACAAAUGUACCAAGAAAUGAAUCAUCAUUCAAAUAUUAUUUGUCGUCCAAAGAAUACAGGGUCACAACUACGAAUUUAAGACUUCCUAUGCUGCUGCAACUGUAUUGAAAAUAUGUGUACUCUAAAGCUUGUCCCAGUGGCCACCUCUCUAUAAAGGACAACUGUUUAUUUUUGUCAGUUGUAGAUUUUAUUGCUGUGGAAAUAGAGAGAACAGAGAAAGAUAGGGUAUAUCAAAUGUGUUGAAACAUCAAUUUUUUUCAUUAUUUAAAUAGUAUGGAGCCCAGAUUUAACAUCAGUACAGUGCACUAAAUUAAUAUUGAUAAAAUAUGUCCUGUGAGGAAUUUAAAUUUGGUAUAGAAGUUAUUUUAAAAAUGCAGAAAGUUGUUUAGUGUGCAUGUAGGUAGCAGGAAGACAUUCCCAAAUGAUGUACCCAAUCGCAUGUCCUUAUUAUCAUAUGAUUCCUAUAGCGGUCAAAUCUCUCAUUCAGAUACUUUUUGUUCAGCCAUUUACCUAAAAAAUGUUUCUCAUAUGGCAUGCAUCUAUUGCUUGACUGCAAUUAACAUGUACAUGUAUGACUUCUUGUCAUAUUUAACAAGGCUUUGCCCUUACUAGAUACAUGUAUUUCAUAUUUUUUUCAGGGCCAUGUAUGUAAACUUUUUGCAUAAUUUACAUCUUGUGUGUGCAUUUGGACAUUAUGAUAUUUUUGAUUGGACAAAACAUGAUAAUGAAACAGGACCAUAAAUACAACUUUUUUUAAACAUUGCUUGUAUGUAUGUAUGUAUUUGCAAUGUUGCUGCCACUUUGUACCAAUAUUGUUUUGUAAUGAUGUGGAGCGCAAGGAGUGUCAAGUCUGAAGUCACUAUUAUUAUUAUUAUUCAAAUGUUUCAUUUCCAUCAUAUCUUCAAAUGCCAUGGUUACCAAAUCAAGCAUUUCAAGGUGUGUUUUUUAGCUGUCUGUUCUGUGUUGUAAUACUUUAAGCAUAAAGCUCAUAGGAAUGUAUGAAUAUUAUUUCUGAGCAAAUAAAUGUAUUUGUAUUUUGGUGGAUGUUAAUAUAAUUUUAUAAAUCAAGAUUCAGGGUACACUUCUAUUUUGUUUGCGUAAUGCCUUACAUUUAACAGUUUUCUUUGCCUUACUUCAUUUAUUUGACUAUAUUUUUGUUAUAUUCAAUUUCAUGAAAGUAAUGUGCUUUUAUUUUAAGCAUCAUUACUAACCUCUAGAUGGAUGACCAGCUUUUGAGUUGGAACACCCAAAGAGAAAACAGAUAGGAUUUGAUUUGGUGAAUUCAAAAUGGCUAACUGCUUGAUUUAUAGGGAACCCCAAUUUGUGAGGUAUACCAGUUAUAUCAAAAUAUUUACCUGAAGGAGUUGGGAGAAAUAAACAAAAUACUGUUGUAGGGUCACAUUUAUGCACAGUCCUUACUCAUUUGGAUGCAUUUGAAGAAUUGUAUUAAGCAUUAACUUUCCACACUCUGAGAAAUUUGAAAUAUGUGCAUGCAUUCAAUAUAUGAAAUGCCCAUAUCUAUGCAGGGUAGGAUAAAACAAACAAACAAAUAAGAAAACAUACAAACUUCGUCGCCUGGCUGGCAGAAGGGCGUUAGCUUGAAUUUCAGGUCAAUAGUGAAACUUUAAGCAGAAGGGCAUUAGCACUAAAUCGCCUCAAACUUUUAUAAAACUGACUUAUUUCCGAGAAAAAAAUUGUGGCCCUGUUCUACUACAACAUUUUUAUUAGUCUUUUAUGUUUUAAAUCAAUUUUCGGGACGGAAAGCAGUUCGAAUAUAAAACAAAUCUUUAGAUAAGAAUAAUUUGACAAGUAGUUUUCGAGUCGCUCGCGCGCUAACGCCCUUCUGCCACCCGGCCGACGACUUAUGAACAAGUAAACUACAUCGUACCAGCAUAUUUCUGAAAGUUAUAUACCGGUAUGUAUUAUGAAUAGAAAAUUGUUUUCUGAUACACUGAAUCUAUGCCUGUUAGUUCAAUAUCAUGGCCACAAAAAUGUACCCUCUUUGGCUUCACUUUCAUAGAAAUAAUUUGUUUCUUCUAUACCUUGAAUACAUGACAGUAAUGAUUGUAUUUGAUUCUGAAUAUAAUACUUAUUUUGAAAAUGUCUGUAUUUGUGCUGCAGGUACAUAAGUGAUUGUCCAUGCGAGAUGUCGCAUGUGUGAAGAAGUGGAAUUCAAGGCAGUUGUUUGCUUAUUCUUUCUAAAUCACUUAAAAAAUGGUUCUUUGCUUGAUUAACAUUCUCAAUGCUUUUUUUGUGUGCCACAAAGCAAUCCCCAAAUGCUGCAAAAUGUGUUUGUCUCGAAAUAGAUACCGGUAAUGGUAUUGCAUAUUCUUUGUAUAUGCUACAUCUGUAUCAGUGUAUGUUCCCUUACUCGUACUAUGCAUAGUAUAUAUGUCAUUGUCAAGUCAUUUCAUUGUAUCUGAUGUGGCCAUCAUAUGCAGUCUGUUGAAAAUCAUGUCAGAUAUUCAUUUUGAAAACCAAGUAUUAGAAUUCUACUCCAAGGCUCUGUCCAAGGCUUCUGGAAUUGUGAUAAAGUGUCCAAUUAGAGUGUGUGAUUGCAAAAUAUUGAUGAAUAGCCUGUAAAAACAGCUAUACAAGACAUCAUUUUGUUUAUAUGUAUGUACUGCUUGAAAUCAGACCUUGCAAUGAAUUUAUGUAGCAAACCAUAAGCCCACAAUGUUGAUAUUAACCUGCAACAAAUUGUAUUGAGUAAUGCUGUAAAAGAUUAGAUUUUGUCUUGCAAAUUAGAUAUUAAAAUGUAUGCUAGCAUUUUUAUGUGGAAAGUAUGCAACUAGCUUCACUACUGGUAUAUCCAAAUAAUAAUUGUGUAUUUCAUUUGAUUUGUCAAAUGUAUUGUGAAUAUCAUUCAAAAUAAAUGAAUAUAUGAGUAAAAAUAAAA